Messenger RNA from Bathycoccus prasinos, 699 nucleotides. RefSeq lists its product with no specific name. Gene Ontology annotation, cellular component: cytosol; spliceosomal complex. The coding region runs from base 1 to 699 and encodes 232 amino acids. The transcript has a single exon. The record is from RefSeq and is a predicted model, not a curated record. Gene Ontology annotation, biological process: mRNA cis splicing, via spliceosome. NCBI's taxonomy places the organism in Eukaryota, Viridiplantae, Chlorophyta, Mamiellophyceae, Mamiellales, Bathycoccaceae.
AUGCAUACUUUCAAGAACAAAGUGUCCAUUCGAAUCGGAAACGAAGCCGUCGACGGGUUCCUUUCGUUCACUUCCGAGCGUGUACUGUUCUCUCGAGAAGACGACGAUAAAGAAGAAACGUCGUGGAAAGCGUUCCAAAUAUACUUCAAAAGCGUUUGCGUGCACGCGAUAGAGUCGUUGGUGGUGCACGCGUCCCCGGAGGAGGAAAAGAAGGAGGAAAAGAAGGUUGGGGAGAAGUGUUUGUAUUUGCAAGUGGAGGGCGAGUUGGAUCCUUUAAUUGUACGAAACGCCAUCGAACGAAGCGACGAGGACGAGGAAGACGACUCGUUCGAGGAACCGGCGACGGAAGUGCGGAUUUUUCCAGUGUUGUCAGAUGACGAAGAAGGUAAAGAAGAAGAAGAAGAAGAGAGAAUGGUAUUAGAGGAGAUGUUUGAACGCAUGAACGAGUGCGCUACGUUAAAUCCGGACACGGAGGACGAGAACGAGAACGACGAGAACGACGAUCCGAUGUUUUUCGGCGCAAAUGGGAUGGUUACCGCGGAGACGUUGUCGUUUCUCGAGGAGGGUGGUGGUGGUGAGUAUUUUACGAACGAGUUUGCGAUACGAGAAGCCGGGUUCGGGGAGAAGUUGGAUGAGUUCGAGAGGAAGUUGGUGAUAAGUGAGGAGGAUCGGAUGAGGUUUGAAGAUGCCGAAGAAUAG